Messenger RNA from Alligator sinensis (Chinese alligator), 3082 nucleotides. RefSeq names its product potassium two pore domain channel subfamily K member 2 (gene KCNK2). Gene Ontology annotation, cellular component: membrane. Gene Ontology annotation, molecular function: outward rectifier potassium channel activity; potassium ion leak channel activity. Bases 67 to 1335 code for a protein of 422 amino acids. The transcript is spliced from 7 exons. Lineage: Eukaryota; Metazoa; Chordata; Crocodylia; Alligatoridae. Gene Ontology annotation, biological process: stabilization of membrane potential; potassium ion transmembrane transport. The record is from RefSeq and is a predicted model, not a curated record.
GAACCAUGAAGGAACUGCUCUAUGUAAGAACAAAAGCAUGGUGACUUCUGAAAAUUACAUCACCAAAUGAGGAACCCACAAGCAAGACAUAACUUCUACUUGGCGGCACCUGACUUGCUGGAUCCCAAAUCUGCCACUCAGAACUCCAAGCCCAGGCUGUCAUUUUCUACAAAGCCUACAGUGCUCUCUUCGCGGGAGGAAAGUGAUUCAACCAUUAAUGUUAUGAAAUGGAAGACAGUAUCAACAAUUUUUCUGGUAGUAGUUGUGUAUUUAAUAAUUGGAGCUACUGUCUUUAAAGCCCUGGAGCAGCCUCAUGAAACUUCUCAGAGAACCACCAUUGUGAUUCAGAAGCAGACGUUUGUUUCGCAGCAUUCCUGUGUGAAUGUAUCUGAGCUUGAUGAACUGAUUCAGCAAGUAGUGGCAGCAAUAAACGCAGGAAUCAUACCUGUAGGAAACACAUCUAAUCAAACCAGUCAUUGGGACUUGGGAAGUUCCUUCUUCUUUGCUGGCACUGUUAUUACCACCAUAGGCUUUGGAAACAUCUCACCACGUACAGAAGGUGGAAAGAUAUUCUGUAUCAUCUAUGCCUUACUGGGAAUUCCUCUGUUUGGUUUUCUGUUGGCUGGAGUUGGAGAUCAACUGGGAACCAUAUUUGGAAAAGGAAUUGCCAAAGUUGAAGAUACAUUUGUUAAAUGGAAUGUGAGUCAGACAAAGAUUCGCAUCAUAUCAACAAUAAUAUUUAUAUUGUUUGGCUGCGUACUGUUUGUUGCUCUUCCUGCGGUUAUAUUCAAGCACAUAGAAGACUGGGACACACUAGAUGCAAUUUAUUUUGUAGUUAUCACUUUAACUACCAUUGGAUUUGGUGACUAUGUUGCAGGUGGAUCAGAUAUUGAAUACCUUGAUUUCUACAAGCCAGUGGUUUGGUUUUGGAUCCUUGUAGGACUUGCUUACUUUGCGGCUGUUCUCAGCAUGAUUGGAGACUGGCUAAGAGUCAUAUCAAAAAAGACAAAGGAAGAGGUAGGAGAGUUCAGAGCUCAUGCUGCCGAAUGGACAGCCAAUGUCACAGCAGAGUUCAAAGAAACCCGCCGACGUUUAAGUGUAGAGAUUUAUGACAAGUUUCAACGGGCUACCUCCAUCAAAAGGAAGCUCUCUGCAGAACUUGCAGUCAACCACAGUCAAGAUCUGACUCCUUGCAAGAGAACCCUGUCCGUCAACCACCUAAGUAGUGAGAAGGACAUCUUGCCAGCUCUAACAAAGACUGACAGCAUUUAUAUGAAUGGUUUGACUCCUCACUGUGCAGCAGAAGAGAUUGCUGUUAUUGAAAACAUUAAAUAGCCAUGACUUUGGAUCCCAACCUGUGGAGAAACUCUUGCUUAGACUGGCCGUAUACUUCCUUUUUUUUCCUGUCCAUGACUGAUGCUAAUAGCAUUUUAUACAUGUGCAUGAGUUCAGCAGAAACCACAAUUCAGAAUCAUUAUCAUAUCUCAUCAAAAACACAAGAUAAAUGGCACUUCUAUUGUUGAUAGAUGGUGGAACAAGCAAUGUACAAUGCCUUUUGUGCCCAGACUGUUUUUCAUUUCUCCUAAUGUGCCAUAUGGCCUACAGAAUGGAUUAUACUUGUUUAUGUUAACAAUGUAGCUUUGAGGGAUCAGUCCUUAACUUUUCAGGGUCUACCUUACUGAGCCUAGGAAUGAACCAUUUAUGGACUACAGCAUAUUUGUAAAUGGCAAGAAAUUCUUAUGCAGCCUUUUACCUAAGAAAUUUUUGUCAGUGCCUUAUCUUUUGAAAAAACACAAAACAAAAAAAUCAGAACCUCUAUAACUCGUGUAUGGUUUUUGUUUGUUUGUUUGUUUGUUUUACAUGAGCAAUGUAUUUCUUUUGAAUGUCCAUCCUGCCUGAAAUCAUAAUGUUUUCAAGGUGUCUAUAACGAAGAUACCAGCAUUGGGUAUGGAGGCCAAAACUGAAAGCAACACUCCUAGCUUUAGCUUUAAAGGCACUGAAGUUAUAAGAGUUGCAGAAAUGCCCACUGAAAGUUUUUUUACUCAGGUCCUGAUGAUAUAUUAUAACCAGGCCUGUAGAAUUUGUGGAUCUACUUCAGAUCAUAUUUUUCAAGCAGUGUUCAGCAGUUUUAUCCUGCGUAAUAGAUGUACCAAAAAAUCUUCAUUUUUAUUGAUAACUAAAUUAUUUGGUAGAUGACAAGAGCAAAUAGAUAUUAAUAUUAUGUGGAAACAUCAUACUUUGAAUUGGUGCAUUCUAAUAAUCACAUUUGUGAAAACAAUACAGAAAAUACUAUCACAUUUUUAAUAGAUAUAAAGCUGCUGCCAGAUAGCUGCUCUUUGAAAAUAUUCUAAACUUUCUCUUUAAGACAAGUCACAUCAGAUGCCAUAUUAUAUUUUACACAGUUAUCUUGCCAGAGUGCUUUUCCAAAUGUCACAUUGCACAGCUGCUACCUGUGCUAGAGGUGUGACUAAUGUGGGAAUGCAUUUGAACCUGGUAUCACUGUGUCUUUGUACUUUAUAAAUACAGAUUUUUCUGAAUGCAAAUACAGACAUAAAAGAAAGCUGAUAAAUAGCACAAGCUGAAUACGGAUAAGUAUUCCACAAGGAUAGGCUGAUGAUAUGCAGAUUUGAAACCAGUCCACGGUGUUUCUCUAUUUUCUUUAAAGGGGAAAAAACCCAUUGUCUUUAAUUCUGUAUCCUUUGCUCUUUUGUUUAUAGUUGUGUGUGAGAGUCAGAAGGAAUACAGGGCGAACAUGUGGAAUGGGUCAUUUUGGGUUUUUUAAUUCUUUUUCUUAUUUUAGUCUAUUGUAACCUGGCUGUACAUAAAAUGACUAUAUCAGGCCCUAAAAGAAUAAUUUAGGCUCUGUGUAAAUUAAAGAAUAAAACAAUACUUUGUUGAUUGGGCAUGAUUCAAAUGGCAAAUCUUAUAGCAUCUCUGAUCAUUUAAUAACAUACUUACAAAAUAUAAAUGUCAAUGUUUUGGAUGCUUAAGCUUGUUUUCUAAUGAAUAUAAAUUACGAGUGUAAAUAUCUAUGAAUUAGCAUUUACAGACACUAUGCUUUUACAAGGAGGGACAUUCUAUG